GCGGGAGUUCGAAAUCAUAAUUAUGACUGCAACAAAUACUAAAAACGCAAUAACUCUAAAAGGAUCAACGGAGAUCGUUGCAGAAUUUUUUGAUUAUGGAAUUAACAGCAUUCUGUAUCAAAGAGGUAUCUACGCUCCUGAAACCUUUACCCGAGUUCAGAAUUAUGGUUUGACACUUCUCGUGACUACUGAUGAACAGCUGAAAAAAUACCUAAGUGAUGUUCUGGCACAAAUUAAAGUAUGGUUGAUGGACAUGACGGUACAGAAGCUGGUGAUUGUUAUCAAGGACACCCGGACGAACGAAGUGUUGGAGAGAUGGCAGUUUGAUAUAGAGUGUGACAAGACGGUCACUCCCACCACAAAGAGGGAAAAUGCUGACAUUAAAGAAAUAAAAAAUGAGAUUCGAUCGGUAAUUCGGCAAAUCACAGCAUCUAUUACAUUUCUUCCUCUUUUGGAAACUGCAUGUUCAUUUGACAACUGUCAGUGUAUACGUCCAAUAGUUCAUCGCAGACAAGGAUCAGAUGUGCCUGGUGCCUGGGGGGAGUCAGGGCCAUUCAUCGCAGACUCAGAUGAAGUUCGUCUGCGCUCCUUCUCCACAACCAUACACAAAGUGGACGCCAUGGUGGCUUAUAAGAAAUCUGACUGAUGUGUCUCUUUAGCUUGAUAUUAAGUGAUGCGCCGUCUCUGUGCUAAGUCAAAGACUUGUUUACAUCAUCGUGUGUAGUUAACAUGAAGAUGUGUUCAUGCAAUCUCUCCGACAGUGAUGACCAUUGGAUGGUUACAUAACUGGAAGAAAGUGGAUCUGAAGAUCGGAUUCUGUCCAACCUGCUUGCUGAUUAUAGUGCUAUUAGGACAGUUGCCUACCCAAAACAGUCUAGAUUUGCCUCCUGCAUUGUGCAAUUCUGACACACAAACGUGUGGGUGUCCAGUAUACUGUUACUCUAUAUUCUCCUGUACUAACAAACAUGAACAUUUGGGUGUUGUACAGAACAUGAAUUAGUAGGGUUUAAGCUGGAAGCCAAAAAUUAAUAACAAUUUGGUGAUUUUUAUCACAAAAUCUAUAGCCAUAUUCACCUAACAAUUAGCUAUUUAACAGAUUACAAACAACACAUGGUUUUCAACUUAGUUUUUCUAGUGAAUUGGAAAUGAUAUAUUUUUCGUCAAAUUCAACUUUCAAUCACAUUUGACCAUUUGGCAAACAAAAGAUUAAACCUUCAAGUACACACGCAUAAACACUAAAUGUAGCUGUAUCGCUGGGUAGGGGUAGAGUAAUCUAAUCAUGUGCUCACUUAGGGUUGAAACUCCGACUUGUUUUUCAUUAAUUAUAAUCCUUAAACUACGAUAUAUACAUGUGUUAUUCUAGAAUCUAUUUCUUUAUGAUAAUUUGUUAGUUUAACAUCUCUAGCACUCUCGGGAGAUGAGAACCGGACGGUAGCUUGGAAUCGUGCUUAGUAGAUGUGAAUGGCUCUACAGGUCACUACAUGUAUGUCCAGGACUUUUAGACUGCAUCAAAGUCAAGACGAUAAAUGUGCCCAAAAUACAUAUGCUCAAAUGUCCAUGCACAAAUGAAGUACAAACAUGCUAACCUCAAUAUAUUUCACAAAAAGUUAAGUUUAUUAGAUUAAAAUAACCUGAAACACAUUUGUGAAUACGGACAACUCUCCAUCAGCUGUUAAUGACAGUACUGAACUAAAAUGACCUUCCUGUAUUCGUAAAAGAGAAAAGUCCCCAUUGUGCCCAACUUAGAGAAAUCUAAAGCUGAGAUGUCCAUUAAUCGGGUAAUGUAUGGCAAGGUGAUCAAUUUGCCACACUCUAAAACUUUCCAUGGUGGAGUGAAGAGGAGCACGAGACUUGGUGAUCACUCUACUUCCACUGUUAACAAUAAGCCCAUAACAUCCUGAGUUUGUUCCAUAUAACAAGGAUUUUCUUCUAGAAAUUUAUCUUAUCUGUCAUUUUUGUGUUUUAUGAUUCUGCCCAUAUGGUUUGUCAGGGUGGGAUUUAGCUUAAGUCGGUUGAGCACUCGCUUGAGGUGCUUGCAUCAAAGGAUGAAACUACCUCAAUGG
This is a messenger RNA of Gigantopelta aegis, 2063 nucleotides long. Its product is annotated as mitotic spindle assembly checkpoint protein MAD2A-like. Gene Ontology annotation, biological process: mitotic spindle assembly checkpoint signaling. Gene Ontology annotation, cellular component: nucleoplasm; kinetochore; cytoplasm. NCBI's taxonomy places the organism in Eukaryota, Metazoa, Mollusca, Gastropoda, Neomphalida, Peltospiridae. The record is from RefSeq and is a predicted model, not a curated record.